This is a messenger RNA of Fusarium redolens, 5400 nucleotides long. RefSeq lists its product as uncharacterized. The record is from RefSeq and is a predicted model, not a curated record. NCBI's taxonomy places the organism in Eukaryota, Fungi, Ascomycota, Sordariomycetes, Hypocreales, Nectriaceae. Bases 310 to 5400 code for a protein of 1696 amino acids. Gene Ontology annotation, molecular function: protein binding. The transcript has 10 exons.
GUCUUUAGAGAGCAUUGUUGAUGUUUCGAGUCAGCCGUGUAUGAACUGCCGACAGUCGAGACCGACCGAUAAUGAGUGAACUAUGUCUUUGAUGAGAUGAAGAAUAGAAGAACGCGAAGUCGUGGGAGACUUGUCGGUAGUUGAGAACGUUAAGUACCAUCUAACCUAAGGGUUGAUGAUAAGGGCAUCAUCGAACCAGAGAAAUUAUUUAAGACGCCGCUCAAGUCCACAUUGUCAACUCACUCAACCAUCGCAACAUCUUCAUUCACACUCAGAUUCACUUCUCUACUCGAAAACAAGUCACUCACAAUGGCUCGCUUCAUCCUCAUCCUCGCCGCCCUGGCCACCGCUGCCUUCGCCAGCAACACCGCCGACAAGGCCCUCGAAAAGACCACCUUCAAGGUCAGCGAGGUCACCUACAAGGUCGGCGAAGUCUCUCAAUGCAUCACCCUCUCCCACCUCCAGGCUCUCGGCCAAACCUUCACCAACCUCAACGCCACCGGCGACUACAAGCUCCCCGAGAUCCCAACCACCUACAUUAACGAUCCCACCGCUUGUAUUCCCGAGUCUCUCUUCGACCAGUACUUUGAGCCCAUCGUCGCUGUCUCUAAGGAGCAGAACCUUCUUGAGGCCUUUGACGCUGAGAAGGUCCACAGCCGUGAUCUUGAGGUAUUCAAGCGCGCUCGCAACUGUCCUCAGAUUAAGGAUGCUGCUCUUGGCCGUGUUCAUUCUUGGAGCUGUGAUAGUGCUCCUCAUCCUUCUUCUUGCCGAUCUUGCGCAAACUUUUCUUCUAUCAACUUUGUCGCUGCUUGUGUUGCUUGCGCGGCUAAGGCUAAUCAGGAGAGUAUCUUCUGCUGUGCUGCCGCGGCUACUACCUUUGCUACCUACUACUCUCAGGUUUGCCUUGAGAAAUCACUUGGACAGCCUUGGCCGUCUUACCCCAAGAAGAUUAUUACCAAGAUCACCAGCAUUCACAUCCCUGCUUUAUCAGGCGCCUCAACAGAGUCUGGGAAGGCAAAAGAAACCGGCCGUGACUCUACAGGCACUCCUCCAGGAACGUCACCUGUGUCUCAAGGCAGGUUAUCGGCUGGUUUGCAGCCUGCUUCAGCAUCGUCGAUAUCCGGGCCUUCAGCGAAUGUCGCAGCUACCAUAGCUCCUCUAUCAGGAAAUGUAUCGGUUGGAUCUUCAGCCCCAAGGGCUCCACAUGGCGUUCCCGUAUUCGACACUGAGCAUGCUUCCGAUGCUUACCAAAGACAAUUUCAACAGCUUUGGAAAGAAGCAAUUGAUAAUGCCAAAACAUCGAAAGACGGUGAAAAGUUGGCAGAAGUCAUUCAAGUUCAGGAACAAGUUUCUGCAAAAUGUGCUGAAAUGACUCCAACAGCCUUGAUAAAGAGACUGGAAAAUGAAAUGAAGCGUGCUGGCAUGCAGAAAAAGAUGGCUGAAGCGAUGGAAAAGAUUGUUCCGCAUCUCAAUCGAUUCGCCGUUGUUGGCGAUAUCACUGUCAGCACAAAUCCCAACCCCGCUGCCUUGCCAUGGGCCGCUGUACGGUUCCUUCUUCUGAAUCUUACUGCUGGCGAAGAGAUCAGAGGCAAGAUUGUUGAAGGCAUCGCUGAAAUCGCCAUUCUAAUCUUUCAGUGCAACGUUUACCACGAACUUUACCUAGCUUCGUCGGCUUCCAGAGACCUUCCUAUCAAUAAAAGCCUCCGUCAGACAAUUAUUGAUGCUAUGUCUCAGUGCAUAAGGUUCCUUGGAUUUACUCUCCGUCGCCAACAAUCAGCAGCAAGGGCUCUAACAGAUGCCUUUCGCCUGGAGGACUUUUCUGGAUAUUUGAAAGACCUCAGUGUUACGAAAGAUAAGUUACAUGAUGCUGGUUCGUUAUGUGAGAUACAUCAUAGCUCUCAAGGUCGAGAUCGACUCAAGUCUUUGCACGAUUUGAUGAUCGAAAUGAGGCUUGAAUCUAGUGGGAGGGCGGAAGAGAAGGUCAAGGCGCAGCUCAGAGAUCUUCUCACCGACCCAAAGGACGUUUUUGAUCAUAUUUAUCAUCCACGCGACUCUUUCUGUCUUGAGGGAACGCGAGUACAAGUUCUCAGCGACAUCGAACAAUGGGCGUAUGAUCCCCACAGUCCAACCAUCUGCUGGCUUUCAGGUCUUGCUGGGACAGGCAAGAGUACUAUUUCCCGUACUGUUUCUCGCAACCUGAAAAGCAACCCCCUCGGAGCCAGCUUCUUUUUCAAGAAAGGUGCGGGCAAUCGAGGAAAUGGCCGACAUUUGUUCUCCAUACUUGCAUAUCAACUCGUCUUACACUUGCCUCACAUCCUUCCCUAUAUCUUGAAGUCAGUGAAGGAAGAUCACUCGUUAGCCAUGGCACCUAUUCAGAUCCAAUGGCAGAAGCUGAUCCAAAAUCCACUUGUCAAACUGCAAGACGAGGGGCUCACCAUACCUAUUGUUUUCGUUCUCGAUGCCUUGGAUGAAUGUGAUGAACAAGAUCGUGGAGAGAUCCUUCGUCUGCUGCUGACGAGUUGUCCAGUAAUACUGAGAGUAUUUAUCACAAGCAGACCAGAGCUUGACAUCAUAGGCCAUUUUGCCGAUGAAUCACGUCAUAGAGAAAUCGUGCUUCACAAACUCGAAAUCGGAACUAUAGAAAACGACUUCCGUGCAUUUGUCAAGCAGACCCUGAGCGCUUUUGUGGUCCAACAUAAUCGCACUCACCGCCAAAAACAUCUUCAGUUGGCACCAGACUGGCCUGGAGAUGAACGAUUCCAGUUACUGCUUCACAAGGCUCUGCCGUUGUUCAUCGCAGCUGCAACUUCCGUGCGCAUGAUUCGCGAUAGACACUGGGCGAAAAGUCCUGAUUACAAGAUUGACUUUAUCAUCGACAAGUCUACAAACGUCAACUCUGAGUAUGAGGCUUUAUACAAGCCUGUCCUGGGCCUCAUACUUAGUGGUGCGCCUGAUGAAGACCAGGAUGAAGUCAAGCAGAGUUUUGUUGAUAUUAUUGGUUCUCUUGUGCUACUUGCUAGUCCUCUACCGAUAACUUCACUGGCUAACCUUCUCGGUAUUGAUGUUUGGGAUAUAUCCAGCCGCAUCGAUCCACUUCGUUCGUUGUUCCAUCUUUCGUUCAGAAAUUAUAUCCUCAGGAAGUCCGCUGGAGAUCUCCAGGUGAAUGAAGUGGAGACACAUGCGAACCUGGCAAGCAGAUGCCUGAACCUCAUGCGAGGAACGUUGAAGGCUGAUAUCUGUGGGCUUAUACCACCAGGGAGGAGUCGCUCAGAUAUUGAACCAUCUGUUAUCGAUGAACAUCUACUUCUGGAGCAAAUUCGAGACGAUGAUGACGCGUACAGCUUUUUUCAUUGUUUCUUUACGAACUGGCUCGAGGUACUAUGUCUACUCAGAAGAGUUGAUUAUUCCCUUCUGAUGCUGCAAGAGUUGCAGAGUAUAGUUGAUGGGACUGCUGGGACAGAAAUACUGCAGUUCAUCCAAGAUGUAAUACAGUUCAUUCGCUCCUUCCGCGCUGGUAUGGAGCAAACUCCCCUUCAGCUAUACCACUCCGGAACUAUCUUCAGCCCUAAAGCAAGCAUCGCUCCCAGUCCACUCGAAGACCGUCAAUACCCCGAAUACAUCAUACAGCCCAUCAACAUGAAUUUCAACUGGCCACAAAAUCAAACUCUUGAGGUCCUUGAUGACAGACUCUCACAGAUGGCCUUUCUGCUUGACAACAAGCUGGCGUCGAUUUGCUGCAUGGAGGAGCUUAGGAUUUGGGACCAAAAGUCAUGUUCUUGUCUGCACAGACUAGAUCAAGGUUUUAAAUGGGGCUCCAUCACGAUUCUCUCGUGGUAUAGAAGCAGAACAAUAGCAGUGGGAUGGCCUGAUAUAGGUUGUUCUGGUACUGAGACUAUCGCAUUCUCUGAUGAUGGAAAGUUUACGUGCUCGAUCUGUACGCGGGAUUUUGAAUGUGUCGCGUUUAUCCACUGUCUAGACACAGGGAAGCGUAUUUCUGAGUUCGAGGUACCGGACAAACCACGUCCCAUCCUCCUGUCGCCGCAAGGUCAGUGGAUAGCAGCUAUUGCUAAGGAGUCCAUGCUCCUCUCGAAAUGGAGUCCUUCUACGGAACCGUCCUGGACCGUACUAGACCCUCAGCAUGAGCAUGACAUACUGGCUUUCUCGACCGACGGCGCAUUGGUCGCCUCAUUAUCAUCGACAUCGAAAAUAGUCAAGGUAUGGAUCACAGAAUCACGCGAAUGUCUUCAUAUACUUGAUUUUGAGGCACCUAUUGUCCAUGACCAACUCGCUCUGACAAAGGACUGGUUGGUGGUCAGUCUUGACAGCUAUCUAACUUUUGUUAUGGAUAUGAAGACAGGAGCGGUGUCCAAGAUCGUGAGCAGUCACUUCAAAGCGGGGCCCGUUAUUUCAGACGACGGUACCUUGCUCGCGGGACAAUCGCUAGAUGGAGCCGUCAGAAUAUGGGACCUUACAUCCAAGGCCUUCACAGAAAACGCCACCGAACAACUCAUGGGGAUGGAAUUGGUGGCUCCUAUUGCAGAUGAUAACACUAUACUCUCGCAUAGCUGGGGAAUAGUCAAGAUCUGGGAUAUGGAGAGUGGAACCUGCAAAGAGACACUUGAACCAGAAGUCCCGUUGAUGACCCAGACAUUUGUAGCCGCUGCAACUGAUGCACCGGUAUUUGCCACACUGAAAGAAACAACGGUCGAGAUUUGGAAUAUUGACCCUCUACGUCAUAUCAAGACAUUACAGCGGGAAUUCAGUUGUCUUGGGGAGCGUUAUUACUGUCUAGCCAUUUCUGCCAACGGCGAACGACUGGCUAUUGGAUCUUCAGAGCCAGGUUCAGUUGAGAUCUGGGAUGAGUAUAAUGCAGUUCUUGAGCAUACACUUGAAGUUCCUUUGAUGGACUUUCCUUGCAUCGCCAUUUCACCCGAUGGUGCAAAGAUUGCAUACUUUCUCAUGGAAAACAUUGAGAUUCGCUGUCUUCCUGUGCUUGAGACACUCACAGUUGCGACUGAUAGGUACCCGAAAGUGUCAUACUUGCGCACUCUCGCUUUUCGUGAUGGACGACUCAUAGGAAUGUAUAUGAACACCCAAGUGCAGGUCUGGGAUGCAUCUACGGGAGGAUGUCUAUUCUUGUCGCAGCCAUGUCCAGAGCUCAGGAUGUUCAAUUUGGCGACUAACUUUCUCGAUACUGAUGUCAUUGCCCACUCAGGUCACAGAGGGGCAGACGACAUUUUAGGGCCAUUUUAUAUCGGUCAAGAUCCUGCUUGGGUUAUGAAGAACGGUGAGAAGAUUCUGUGGCUACCACCAGAUUACAGACCGGAAUCUGUGUACGUUUCAGGAACGACGAUGGUCCUUGGAACUUUUUCUGGGCGUGUAUUAUUCCUGUAUCUAUAG